Molecule: messenger RNA, 2440 nt
Organism: Aaosphaeria arxii CBS 175.79
Lineage: Eukaryota; Fungi; Ascomycota; Dothideomycetes; Pleosporales
Product: acetyl-CoA synthetase-like protein
Exons: 4
Coding region: 265-2364 (699 amino acids)
Source: RefSeq, a predicted model, not a curated record
CUUCUAAAUAAUUUAAAUGUCCGAGUCGUCUCUCGUUACUCCUCUAAAUUUGAUGAAUUCUUCUGAACUUAUCACCUUUAUGUAUUUUAUGAGUAAGGCGCAGAUCUAUAGCCCCUGUUUGGACUGACCGACAUAUCGUCUAGCUAUUACCCCUACCAAUUGCUUAUUCUUCCAAAUCUAAUUACAAAACAAUUUCCUUCAAUCCAUUCGACGCAUGUUCCAUCGUCAAUUGAACCACAGGGCAAGAUCAGUAUCCAUAACACGAUGACCGAAGAACACCCCCAAGAUAGGGUAUACCAGGCUUCGCUACAAGAUCCGGAAGCAUUCUGGACCGCGCAGGCAGAACAUGUAUUCUGGCAUAAGAAGCCAUCUAAAGCCCUCCAGAAAACAACCAAGAAGCUGAACGGCGGCGUCGAACACGAACACUGGAGUUGGUAUCCAGAUGGCGAGAUCUCUACUACAUACAAUUGUGUCGACCGCCAUGUUCUCAGUGGCAACGGUGACAACGUAGCGAUAUGCUGGGACAGUCCUGUCACAGGUGCUAAAGAACAAUACACCUACAGGCAGUUGCUCGAAGAGGUGGAGAUAUUGGCGGGUGUUCUAAGAGAAGAAGGCGUGAAAAAAGGUGAUGUGGUGUUAAUCUAUAUGCCAAUGAUCCCGGCCGCAUUGUUUGGAAUGUUAGCCAGUGCACGUAUUGGAGCCAUACACACAGUCGUCUUUGGCGGCUUUUCACCCACUUCUCUCGCUCAGCGAAUGGAGGUAUCUCGACCGACAGCGGUGCUGACUGCGUCGUGUGGGAUUGAAGGGAGUAAGGGCCCGAUCGGGUACAAGAGCUUGCUCGAGGAAGCGAUCACAAAGAGUAGCUUUAAACCUCCGAAAACCAUCAUCUGGCAGCGGGAACAGUUUCGGUGGGACCCGGUCGUCAAAGAGGAAGGCCAGCGCAACUGGCAGAGGCUAGUGAAGAGCGCAAGAAAUCGUGGGCUGAAGGCAGGUUCGGUACCCGUCAAUAGCUCAGACGGGCUUUACAUAAUAUAUACGAGCGGAACGACCGGUUUGCCGAAAGGUGUAGUACGCGAAGCUGGAGGACAUGCCGUAGGGCUUCAGCUCUCUAUGAAAUACCUAUUCGGAGUUCACGGACCCGGAGACGUCAUGUUCACAGCAUCUGACAUCGGAUGGGUGGUUGGACAUUCCUAUAUUGUAUAUGCUCCAUUGCUCGCUGGAGCUACGACGAUCCUGUUCGAGGGUAAACCGGUAGGGACGCCUGAUGCCAGCACUUUUUGGCGGAUAGUCGAGGAGUACAAAGUUACAACGAUGUUCACAGCACCUACUGCGCUGCGUGCUAUCCGAAGGGAAGACGGCGACAAUGAUUACUUUGAACGGACGUUUGGGAGCCGUGGAGGGCUUCGAUCCCUACGCGCCUUAUUCCUCGCUGGGGAGCGUAGUGAGCCUAGCAUCGUGCAGAUGUACCAGAAAUUGCUCAGUGAACAUUGUGCCGAAGGCGCUGUAGUAGUUGACAAUUGGUGGUCUUCGGAAUCCGGGAGUCCUAUAUCAGGCAUAGCCCUCAGCGCUUCAGCUGGCGAGGACUUUGCAAGUCCACACCGCAACCGUCCGCUAGCGAUUAAACCUGGAUCAGCAGGCAAACCGAUGCCCGGAUUCGACGUCAGAGUUGUCGACGAUAGCGGGAACGAAGUAGAGCGUGGGUCAAUGGGAAACAUAGUCAUGGCAAUCCCCCUUGCACCCACGGCUUUCACGACCCUUUGGCAAGACGAAGAGAGAUUUUACAAAGGUUAUCUCAAAAGGUUUGAUGGGAGAUGGCUUGACACGGGCGAUGCUGGACUCAUUGACAACGAUGGCUACAUAUCGAUCAUGUCUAGGUCUGACGACAUCAUCAACGUGGCUGCACAUCGAUUCAGUACUGGGGCCAUCGAGCAAGCAAUAACGUCCCAUCCGGAUAUUGCAGAAGCAGCCGUCGUGGGGAUACCGGAUCAGCUCAAAGGUCACCUGCCUUUCGCCUUUAUCACAUUGUCUACACACCACCAUCCCCAUGCCGCAGUCCCUGAAGAGGAACUGUUCAGGGAGGUACAGAAGCAUGUGCGGGAACAGAUAGGAGCGAUUGCAAGUCUAGGGGGUAUCAUCCAGGGCAAAGGCAUGAUUCCUAAGACGAGAAGCGGCAAGACGCUUCGUCGUGUCUUGCGGGAGUUGGUUGAGAACGCCACGCACGGAGAGUUCGACAAGGAGGUGCAGGCACCGACAACAAUAGAAGAUGCAGAAGCUAUAGGGGUGGCCAAAGAGAAGGUUAAGGAGUAUUUCAGGAUCAGGGGAGCGUCUCUUCACAAGGCGACAGAGACCAAGGCGAAAUUGUAGGUAUGGGACGAAUAGCCAGCGUGACCACUAGACAUAUGUAUGUAUCCUGGUAGCUUGACGUAGCAAUGCGAAGCUG